Messenger RNA from Guillardia theta CCMP2712, 1797 nucleotides. RefSeq lists its product as hypothetical. The transcript is spliced from 2 exons. The record is from RefSeq and is a predicted model, not a curated record. The coding region runs from base 1 to 1797 and encodes 598 amino acids. Lineage: Eukaryota; Cryptophyceae; Pyrenomonadales; Geminigeraceae.
AUGAGUGCUUGUCGUCUGCUAACGUGCUGUUGCCUGAUCGGGCUCGUGCGCUGCUCGCUGACUCCCCGCUCGCCUGCUACCGUCAGGAUCCUCAGCCCGAGGAAGUAUGCUGUGCUACAUACAGACACCGUCCAGAUCAUCUACAGGGUUGAGGGGGCGAAGGUGGAGGAGAGCGCUCGAAUGUUUGUGAACAGGAGCAUGAUGCUUGAGACGCACACAACUCAACCCUCCGUGACCCUCGCGGGGAUGGCGCCCGGCGUGUGCGAGCUGACGGUGAAGGUAGAGGACAAGGACGGGAAGACAGUGGCAGAGGACACGACAUGGUUCCUGAUAUCCAGCGCGGCUGUGGAGGGGAGGGGAGCGGGGGGAGGGGAGGCAUGGGAGGAGGGGAGGAAGAAUCUGGUGAUACCAUGGCCCGCUGUAGCCUUCGGGAGCGACGACUGGGGGAGAAUAGCGGACACCAUCCCCAUCUUCCCGCGGCAGGAGGAUCUGGAGAGGACGGAGAAGGGAGGGUGGGACCCGGGAGCGUGGGGCAGGGCGACGGUGGAGCAGGCGAGCGAUCUAUACCGGCUGUUCGACAUGGUGGAGGGGAUCAACGAGGGGUGCAGGGAGGAGCAGAAGCUUGUCCUCUCCCCUUACUUCGUGGUGGGAGGACCGGACCACAAGAGGAUGCGCGCGAUGGGAUGCCCUGACGGGGAGAGCUGCUCCUAUGCUGAGAACCUGCUGCAUAACACCACAGGCGCCCCUUCCUCCUGGCCUUACUGCAGAGGUGACUUGCGGAGGCUGUACAGGAGCGGGUUCGAGCAGGGCGUCUGGCACCCGCAGUACCAUGGGCGAUCGCACUUCGACGUGAGAGCAUGGGUGAAGUACCUCAGGGAGGACGAGACCUGCCGCAAGUUCUUUGAGCAGGGGAUGGUGUUCUGCAAUGAUACGGAGGAGGAGGAGGAGGGCAGGGGCGGGCAGCUGCGAUCGCUGCUGAGCGAGCACGUGAGGGAGCAUGCGAUCCCUGGGGUGAGCGAGAACGACCCGGAGGUGAUCAACUCUUGGAUGGAGGAAGGCCUCUCCUCCUUCCUCCGCUUCUGGGGCUUUCCUCCCCUCGUUGCCGCCAUGCCGCAUCACGCCUGCCUCUCCUCCUCCGGCGACUUCCUGUUUGAGCGUGGGUUCCUCGGCCUUGACAACUCGCACCUUGGUCCUCCCCUCCUCUCCUCCCUCCGCGUCGGGUUCGAGCCCUGCUGCCUCCCGCUCUCGGUGUCGAGGGCGCGGGAGCUGGUCAGGUGGACGGUGGAGGAGCAGGACGGGCUGGUGAACGUGCAGGUGCACGCACAGAACUUUCAUUCGUCCUCCUCCAACGGGACCGAGGUAAUGAGGAGGAUACGAGAGGUGGUGGAGCUGGUGCUGUGGAUGAGGAGGAGGUACCCGAGGAUGGUGUUCGUGACCGAGUCGGAGCUGAUGCAGCUGCGGGCCGGAGGGUUCUCGAGGGAGGUGUGGGGGGAUCGAGUCGUGUACAGGAACCACAACGAGGAGGAGGAGGUGAAGCUGCGGAUUGACCUGCACUCGGAGCUGUACACGCCCCCCCGGGUCCUUGCGAGGGAGGAGGCGAGGAGGAAGAUGGAGGGAGGAGCGGGUCAGGAAGGAGCCGAGGAGGGGGAGGAGAAGGAGGAGGAGGCCAGGAGGAAGAAGCCCUGGCUCGUGUUUGUGAGGAGAAUUCAGUACGGGACAGGGAGGAGGGAGAGCAACGAGGAGGAGGCCGCUGGAGGAGGAAGAAGAAUUUUCGAGGGUCUGCAAAUCUCACUUUAG